AGCCUGUGGUGGGGUGUGACCAGCCCGCGCUGCCGGAAGGGAAGCGGGGAAGGGGCGCGUCCGCCGGUGCCCCAGCGAAACCCUUCCGGGCGGGGGCGGGUGCUGUCGGGCGGUUCCCGCGGCGGAAUGGAGUGACCGCGGCGGCCGGCGCCAGUUCUCCCCGGGCGCUCGGGGCUAUGCGAGGGCCGCGCUGCCGCCUGCCCUAGGCCCGGGCGGCGGCGGGGCCCGAUGCGGGAGUACAAAGUGGUGGUGCUGGGCAGCGGCGGCGUGGGGAAAUCCGCCCUCACCGUGCAGUUCGUCACCGGGACCUUCAUCGAGAAGUACGACCCCACCAUCGAGGACUUCUACCGCAAGGAGAUCGAGGUGGACUCGUCCCCCUCGGUGCUGGAGAUCCUGGACACGGCGGGCACCGAGCAGUUCGCCUCCAUGCGCGACCUCUACAUCAAAAACGGGCAGGGCUUCAUCCUGGUCUACAGCCUGGUCAACCAGCAGAGCUUCCAGGACAUCAAGCCAAUGAGGGACCAGAUUGUCCGGGUGAAGAGAUACGAGAAAGUUCCUCUGAUCCUAGUGGGGAAUAAAGUGGAUCUGGAGUCGGAGAGGGAGGUCUUAUCUGCAGAAGGCAGAGCCCUGGCUCAGGAGUGGGGCUGUCCGUUCAUGGAGACAUCAGCCAAGAGCAAAACAAUGGUGGAUGAACUGUUCGCGGAGAUCGUCAGGCAAAUGAACUAUGCCUCCCUGCCUGAAAAACAAGAUCAGUGUUGUACAACUUGCACCGUCCAGUGAGAGAAAUAAAGAAAAACCUCAAUCAUGGCCAUACAGAGCAGAUAAAUCUCAGAGGAAACUUGCACAGAUGCUGCUUUGGAGAACUUUCAGCCCAGGUUGCAGAGCUGAGCCUUGGUAAACCUGUCUCUAUUACAGCACAUCGCCAUACAUCUAAGUGCGUAAGGUUGGUGGCCUCCAGGAUCCACACACCUUAAUCGGAAUGCUUAGCACGUUUACCAUAAGUUUAAAAAUCUGUUCUUUCUCUGUCAGUCCUUUUCUAGCUUUCUAGGUUCAUAUAAUGGCUAAUAUGCAAGAGUUCAUUUUUACUAUUUUAAUUGAUUUCUUUAAUCAAUUUCUGAACUUGUAUUUAUUAAAUACUUAAACUCAGUAUUACUACUCAAUGCCUUUUAAAAAGAAGAGAGUUUUAAUGGAGAAUCAAUUGAGCCUUAAACAAAUGGUUACUUCUGUAUAUUACCUCGCAUCAGUGCUUAUUUCUAUUUGCAAAGUUUUCUCCAACAAUGUAGCUGGUCGUUCUUUGGGAGUGUUUGUUGAUGUGUGACAGUGUCAGGGAAAGAUACUGAAGGCACCUCUGUUGUCUGGAUGUGGGAUCCCUUUUCUUGGCAAAUGCAGCUGGGAUAUUGUUUGUAACUGGUCCGGCUUGACAACAGGGAUUACUUGGAAUGGGAGGUUAAGUCUCCAGCUGAAGUUUUUCUUGCAGUUGUGGAUUUCUUAAACUCCUUUAAUAAAAAAAUGAUGAUUGCAGCAUUGAAAAAAGGCAGCACCCUUUCCUUCUGCUGAGUUUUUGAACUUGCGUGUUUACAAAUAGCUUCUCUAUGCCUUUGAAAAGGGAUAAUGCAUCCUUCAAAGCGAGCUGCAUGCUUGGUCAGUCAGCUCAGCUUUGCGUGGCGCAUUGAGAGACACCUAGUAGACCUCUGCACAUGUGUAAAUCUAAUGCAAAUAAGAUCACUUUACAUUUUAUAGUUCCUAAUAUUUGUCUUUCUGAAUAAUAUUUUAAAGCAAUAUUUGUUAAUGUUUUUCUUGCACUGUCACAAAUUGCUUUUUUGUUGUUUUUUUAUUUCCCCAGUAAACAAGUUUAAUACUAGAGACAAGAUGGUGUAAUGAGGGGAAAAGCACCAGGUUUCAGUGAUACAAACUGCAGGUGUGCUUUAAACAGCCAUUGCCUUCCUUUAUUGUUUACCUGAUCAACGUUUUCUCUCAAUACUUGAAAAUAUUAACAGUAACACAGGUAUAAAGAGCGGAAUGGAAAUGUACAAAGAGCAGAUAAAAUCGUUUUGUUCAGUCUGAUUAACCUGUUGCAUACAUGAGAGCUUUUACUAGCAGUGGUUUAAAAUGUGUAAAAUUUUUUGCAGAAGUUUAACAACUGCAGCUCACCUACUGCACCAAAGUUCUAGGUUUUUAGGAGCCCAGCUUUAGUCAUUUGAACAUGCUUCUAGAAAUGUACUUUUUUUUUUUCUCUGUCAUAGCUAAAUGACUUUGAGAAAAGCUCCAGUAAAAGCAGCGAUGGGUACAUGAGGUUAAGCGGUUUAAAACUGACACAUUGUAUUGUGGAUGAUGGCAUUUAAAACAAUAAAAGAUCGGUACCGUAUCUCAACAUUAAUGUGUUUUAUUGGUAGUAGCACUGCAGGCUGACUUUACAGUAUUAGCAGACCUAAAGAUUCUGAGUCUACAUUCCGUGUGGAAUUUGAAUCCUGCAAAGAAGAGGAUACCAGUUUUUCUGCUUGGGUAUUGAAAGACCUGACUUUUUGCUGGGGGUUACUUGAAAUGUUUUUUUUCCCCUGUUUGUACAAACUUUAAAAACAGGCUGAGGCUAAUGUAUAGGUUGGCACUUUAAUAUCAGAAUUAAACCAAACCUUGUGUUCAAAGUAGAUUUUGUUUUGAAGUGGUGGUUGUUGAUCUUUUUUGUCAGUUGUAAGGAAGUAAUAGGAAAUAAAAGUAAUGGAUAAAGAUCUUAGUUUUUCUUUGUUUAAGGGGGAAAGAGUUGGUUAAUAUCAAUCGGUGGUUCGUUCCUAUGGGUAGUUAUCAAACCAGUGUUCAUUUUCAUUGACUUCAGCACAAAACAGAAAACAAAAAAAGAACAAAAAUAAUCUUAAAAAACUUAACCUAGGUUAGAGUGACAGGACUGGGAAAACAAGAGAUGGUUUCUUCAGCACACUUUGGGGGGAAAAGGGACCACAAGGUAUUUUAGGCUUCCUCGGUAGAUUGCAUGUGAAGUUGCUUAUUAGAGUAAGAGGCCGAUAACAAAUGCAAUAUGUAUUGUCUUUACUAUGGCAUCUGUUUAGGAGUUGUUCAAAUUACUGCAGUAGGGCUCUACAAAUGAAAAUGUAACCUAACACCAUAUAUCUAAUGUACUGUAUCAGUGAUAGGGGAAAUCUGGAACAACAAGUGCAAAAACGGAACAGUUACCUGUA
This is a messenger RNA of Cuculus canorus (common cuckoo), 3188 nucleotides long. It is a transcript of the gene RAP2C, whose product is annotated as RAP2C, member of RAS oncogene family. Bases 229 to 780 code for a protein of 183 amino acids. The record is from RefSeq and is a predicted model, not a curated record. Gene Ontology annotation, biological process: Rap protein signal transduction; negative regulation of cell migration. NCBI's taxonomy places the organism in Eukaryota, Metazoa, Chordata, Aves, Cuculiformes, Cuculidae. Gene Ontology annotation, molecular function: GTP binding; GDP binding; GTPase activity. The transcript has 4 exons. Gene Ontology annotation, cellular component: plasma membrane.